Messenger RNA from Amaranthus tricolor (Joseph's coat), 1464 nucleotides. RefSeq names its product PI-PLC X domain-containing protein At5g67130-like. NCBI's taxonomy places the organism in Eukaryota, Viridiplantae, Streptophyta, Magnoliopsida, Caryophyllales, Amaranthaceae. Bases 247 to 1386 code for a protein of 379 amino acids. The record is from RefSeq and is a predicted model, not a curated record. Gene Ontology annotation, molecular function: phosphoric diester hydrolase activity. Gene Ontology annotation, biological process: lipid metabolic process. The transcript has 8 exons.
AAAGUUACCGUCUAUAUUGAUAAUCAAGUAAGGAGUCUGUUAACAUAUAGCCCCUCCAGUCUCCACACAACGAAGUUCCACAAAAACACCUACUAAUUUUAGUAACCGUUGGUGCUUAAAUAAUAUAAACCAACCAAUUGGUGAAGGUGUCACAUUUCUGUCCUUAAAUGUAAAAGUACAUGCCCUAUACUCCUUCCUUUUCCAAAAUCCCAUUAAUUUUGGCCCUAAUUUUACUCUCCAAAUAAGAUGGGUGUUCAUCUGCUUUCUGUUGCAACACUAAUAUCAUUCAUUCUACACAAUUCUGCUGUCAUUUCUGCUCACUGCUCUAAUAGGCAGUGCAAGUUAUUGGAAAAUUGCUCAGAAAAUUCAGAUUGUGGUGAGGGUUUGUACUGUUCUAAGUGUCAAUAUCCAAAACCAAGUUUCAGUGGGGCAACCUGUGUUAGAUCAACUGUUACAAAUCAGUUUAAACUUGUGAAUGAUUCUCUGCCUUUCAACAAAUAUGCAUUUUUGACAACUCACAACUCCUUUGCCAUCAGAGGGGAGCCACACAACAUCAAAGCACCUAGAGUAACUUUCACUAAUCAAGAAGAUAGUAUUACUCAACAACUACAUAACGGUGUUCGGGCCUUAAUGCUAGAUACUUAUGACUACAAAGGAGAAAUAUGGUUGUGUCAUUCUUUAAGAAAAUGUCAUGCCUAUACUGCAUUUGAGCGUGCUAUCGAUACACUGAAGGAAAUCGAAGCAUUCAUGGCAUCAAAUCCAUCAGAAAUUAUAACACUAAUCUUAGAGGAUUAUGUAAAGACUCCUAAGGGUCUGACGAAAAUAUUCGAGGAAUCGGGCUUAGUGAAGUACUGGUUCCCUGCAUCAAACAUGCCAAAGAAUGGCAUGAAUUGGCCUUUGGUUAAGCAAAUGGUUGCUAAUAAUCAAAGGCUUGUUGUAUUUACUUCUAAUAAGAGUAAGCAAGAAAGUGAAGGAAUUGCUUAUCAAUGGGACUACAUGGUUGAGAAUCAAUAUGGGAAUACAGGAAUGGAAGCAGGAAAGUGUCCAAAGCGGAAAGAGUCAUCUCCGAUGAAUGAUCACACAAAAUCAUUAGUAUUGGUAAAUCAUUUUAAAACAAUUCCUGUGAGGCUAACAGCUUGUGAACACAACUCAGAAGAACUGACUCAAAUGUUAGAAACUUGCUACGCUGCUGCUGGUAACCGCUGGGCUAACUUUGUUGCUGUCGAUUUUUACAAGAGGAGUGCCGGAGGAGGAGCAUUCCAAGCAGUCGAUACUCUGAAUGGAGAGCUGCUAUGUGGUUGCAAUGACCUUCAUGCAUGUCUGGCAAAAUCAUCAAGGUGGUGGAGACCUUGCAAAAAGAUCAAUCGCGUGCUUCCAUCUAAUUAAAAUGAUUAGCACUCUUUGUAUCCGUAUGUGUAAUAUCCUUUGAAUCAGUAGGACUUGGAAAAAUUUCAAGGCGUUACG